AUGUUCACUCAUAUGACAAUAUCGCCGUUUCUUAAACAAUGUUUCGUAACAGCGACGAUAUGUAUGAACGUGUUGAGCAACGGUGCAUCCUACGGGUUCCCGGCCGUACUCCUUCCACAACUCAAACUGCCAGACUCAACCAUACCCAUCACCAAGUCUGAAGAGUCUUGGAUAGCUUCUGUGGUAACUGUAGCUAUGCUCGUAGGCAACUUGACUAUGCCUCUAAUCAUGGACGUCUUGGGGCGAAGGAAGGCAACUUUUCUAAUCAUGGUCCCUAUAACAGUCGCUUGGAUUACUAUGAUAUUUGCAACUAAUGUCCAGCUAAUCCUAUUUGCUAGAGUGAUGCAAGGCCUGUCUUUCGGCCAAGUGGUGCCCAUCCGCGCCGUCAUAAUCGGCGAAUACACGAGCCCCAAGAAUCGUGGCGCAUUUCUCACCACAGCUACAGUAGCGCAAACUAUAGGCAUUUUUUUGGUGCAUCUACUUGGCUCUCUCAUGACCUGGCAGAGCACUGCACUCAUCUGCCUCAUGUUUACUGCUAUUAGCUUCGUCAUGACAUUUUUCAUCCCCGAAUCUCCCAGCUGGUUAGCGAGCAAGGGAAGAUACGAGGAAUGCAAAAAGCACUUCAGGAAGCUCAGGGGCGACGGCGAAGAGGCUGAACUAAAUGAGCUAAUACAAGCCAGGAUGGAACACAACUCUAAGGAGAGGAGCAUCACCUUCCGCAGCGGUUUAGAGAUUGUUAGGAAAGUUGAGUUCUACAUGCCGAUAUUGUUGUUUUUGCACGUUACUCUAAUGGCAUAUGUGGCUGGGGGGAUGAACUUGGCCGUUUACGGCACGACUAUAGUCUCUCUCAUCAUGGGACCAGAUGUGGACGCGCACUUCUGGCUCGUCGUAAUAGACGUUUUGCGUAUAGUCGCCAACAUCGUUGCGGUAUAUUACAUGAAGAUGUGCUUACGUCGUACUGUGACUUUCAGUACUGGGGGUCUAUGCUUGCUGGUUCAUGUGGCGAUUGUGGCUUACGUUAUUCUCGUCAAGAAUGGCAUAGCGACGUACGAUUGGGUGUGGAUACCGGCUGUACUGCUGAAUUUGCAGUGCUUCGCCGUUUCGUUGGGAAUACUGCCGAUAACCUGUGUUUUAGCGGGCGAGGUAUUUCCACUGGCGUAUCGGAGUAUCGGAAUAAGCGUCGGUAUGGCCAUAGCCACGGUUUUCCACUUCUUGAUUCUGAAGACCUUCCCGUACCUCAUACCAACUGUUGGCAUUGAAGGCGCGUACGGGAUAUACGCUUGCGCUAUUUUAUAUUGCUUAAUCGUCAUAUACUUCACAAUGCCAGAGACCAAGGGUCGCACAUUACAGCAGAUAGAAGACAGUAUGAAAGGAAUGGGUAAACAGAGUAAAAACAGUGAUAAUACAAAGUCUCCGACUCCAACGUGCUGUAUUUAA
Molecule: messenger RNA, 1437 nt
Organism: Leptosia nina
Lineage: Eukaryota; Metazoa; Arthropoda; Insecta; Lepidoptera; Pieridae
Source: the annotation of a GenBank genome assembly